Messenger RNA from Protopterus annectens (West African lungfish), 3025 nucleotides. RefSeq lists its product as uncharacterized. The record is from RefSeq and is a predicted model, not a curated record. Lineage: Eukaryota; Metazoa; Chordata; Ceratodontiformes; Protopteridae. Bases 242 to 1081 code for a protein of 279 amino acids. The transcript has 15 exons. Gene Ontology annotation, cellular component: membrane. Gene Ontology annotation, biological process: signal transduction.
GGCAAGUUCUAAUUCUCCAAAAGUACAUUUUGUGGAAACUUCAGCCUCAUCAUAGAUAUCAAAGCAUUUUCAAAUUAACAUUUGAAUUUAUUAUACUGGUAAACUUAUCGCUAUUUUUGUCCAUUUUGCCUGUCUAAAGCAGUAACAAUAACAAGUUACUGUGUUUAAUUUGGGGACGAACAUGUGGAGAUGGAGACCUUCCCUGCAUUAAGUGAAGUCGGGAUUUUUGAGCUGAGACAUCAUGGACCCCUUCACUAUGGGUGGUGCAAUGUGGGCGUUUGUUCUGAUUCUGCCUGUUGUCAUUAUCACUACACUUUGCAUCGGCUGUUGGAAACACACUGCAAAUCGAAUCCCGCAGACUGUGGAAGAUGGUGACUAUCAGAAGUCAGACAACACCUUCGCAGUCAUACGCCCUACAGCCUAUCAUCCAACAACAAUUCCAACUACCAUUAAUUCUGCCCCUCCGCGAACUCUUGGCAUGUUAACUGUUGUCCAGAGAUCACCCCUGCCUUCAGACAGUCGGAGAAGUUCUUACAACAAGCCAGAAUCAGACAAUGAUAGUACUUCCAACUAUGUCAACACAGCAGGGAGCAUCCCAAGCUAUGAAAACUCAACGUGUGAUCCAAGUGACAAUGAAGCGGAGAAUCAGGACCCCAAUGAUGGCUACAUAACUGUACUUCCAGAUGAAGUCGCCCCUGUGCAAUAUCCAGUUGAUAUUCCAGUGCAAGAUAAACACUCAGGUCAUUUAUCACCAUCCGUUCAGAAGAACUGUCAUGCUCCUGUCUCACCAUCUCCAAAAGGAUCCCGUGGUGUAACAGCUAGAUGUGUUGUAGGGGUAUCAGCAAACAAGCAAAAAAGCAACAAAAGUCAUUGUGUGCAAAGGGAAUCAGGUUGCAGUGAGGAUUAUGAAAACUUGGCACAAGACAAGGUUGAUGGUGGUUGCAGUAGCAGAGAAAGUGAAGAUGAAUGUCCCGAUUAUGUAAACACUGAAACUCUCCCAGAACAUAUACAUCUUUCUUAUACAGUUUACGAUGAUGCAAACAGUGAAGAUGAUUAUGUCAACGCAAAUGUAGGAAACUAAAAAAUAACAGUUUGAGUGGAACCUGAUCACGUGACUACCAGUGCAGACCAGACUGCAAGUUCAUCGACAUGGACUUUUAAACUUUGCAAGUCAGGACAUCAGGGGAAGACCUUUGAUGAGAAAUAAGCUGCAGCUGUAUGUCUCUUUCUAAAGAUAUGAUGGCUUCAGGCAUGCCUGUUCAGGAACCAAAUUUCACAAACGUACAUUAACUGCAUUUAUUUUUUUUGUCAAUAUUUUUACAGCAAUAUCAUGACUGCAUUGUGGCUAAAUGUAUAUAUAAUUCACUUUUGCUGGAUGUUCAUUGAGGAAAAAGAUAAUUCCGUGCAGUUCUGUUAUCUUCAGAUCUGUAUUUUCUUUCCUUCAGAUGAAAGCGUUCUUCAGAUAUGCCAACUUUUCUGGAAAAGUCUGAUAAGUGAUACUUGGGAGGGCAGAAUGACUUAAAACAUGCACUGCAUUGAAAAAUCAUCAAGUUCUACACACAGAAUGAAACAUCAUUUUAUUUCAGUUCCCACAAUGCACAGCUCCAUUUCUUGUCAAAUAUUAGCAAACUUAACUCCACUUACACAGUGUUGUCCAUCUGGGUUUUCUAACUCAGACAUUUAUGUCUGGAAGUCAUGAAUGUUUCUUCUGGAAGUCAGGAAGCAAACACUCCGAAGCAUGUGAUAUCAUCCAUAAAGAUAAAUGCCAACAGUAAUUCUCUCUGCUGCAGAGAAAUUCAAAAAGAUAUUGCUUACAACAAACUGUCUUUUUCAGAGAAUAGACAGGUCAGCUCUGGCUGUUGUAACUUGAGCAAGAUGGUGUGUUUUCUGAGCAGUUUAUCAACAUUCUGACUAGGUGUUUUCAUGACUCUGUCAUCUACCUUCCCAACACUCUGUGGUUGAUUAUAAUGUCCGUCAUGUGCUGGUACCGUUGCUUAUGUUUACUUACCAUGAUUCUGGAAUGCCGGGAUGCCCGCUUUUCUCUGAGAAUUUCUGAGUACAAUAAUACUGAAAAAAGGAUGAAAUUAGGGAGACACACUUGACUGUGAAACUGGUGUUUGUCAUGACAUCCAGAAUAUAAGUCUCAAAGGAAAGUGAUUAUGGGUGCUUUCUUUACUUGGAAGAUGAGCAAUAGAACUGAAAACAGAAAGGUGAAGUUUGUGUUUUUCGUAUUUAGUGGAUACUGAAGAUGGACAUGACCAGGAACAAACUGGGCUGAGCAGUCUAACUGUAGGCCUCUUCUAACCAUGGGUGACUGUAGCCAUGUUCUAACCAUGGCCGACUGUAGCCAUGAGGUCACCAUGGGUAAUUGUAGCCCUAUUCUAACCAUGGGAUCAUCCCAAAGUGCCUUGUAGUUCUAUCCCACUUAGCUAUAGUGCAAACGCAAAGCAAGUCAACGGUGACCGUAAUCUGUGGAAUAAAUACCCUCCCCAUCUCACUUACAAAAUGAAGGGAUAGUACCUAAAACUAAUGGUAACAAGGGCAUUAUUCUCCUGCGAAACUCUGGAAUGUUCUUAAAGGCAAAGCUUAAUAUACUGGUAGCCCAGGCGUGUUACUUCUUUGUAUUUCAUAUUAUGUUGUUACUUUCAGGUAAUGAACAGCUCUAGGAAUGAAGUACUGUUUUAAUCUGACUGAGCCAAAGAGAGCAAUAUAAAUGCUUUAUUUGAGAUUAUUUAUUUGACAGCUUGAAGUCUGAAACAGCCAUAUUAGUGCAGUGUCCUUACAAGUGCAACACUUCAGAAUAGUUUUACCAACAAAUAUUUACUAGUGAGGUGUAUUAAUAGUUUCCAUUGGCUCUGCUCACUAGUGCACUGCAUAACUCUCAACUCUUCAUUUCCAGAAUUAGGAACAAAGUACAAAAUAAUUAAGGAAGAGGGCCCUAAAUUAAGUACAGUUUGUAAAUACCGAAGCCCAAAAUUAAGGAAACGUAUUAAAUACUGCAACUAUCAAUUUGGUUGAUAGAAAA